Messenger RNA from Limanda limanda (common dab), 3944 nucleotides. It is a transcript of the gene edc3, whose product is annotated as enhancer of mRNA decapping 3 homolog (S. cerevisiae). Lineage: Eukaryota; Metazoa; Chordata; Actinopteri; Pleuronectiformes; Pleuronectidae. Gene Ontology annotation, molecular function: mRNA binding. The coding region runs from base 133 to 1578 and encodes 481 amino acids. The transcript has 7 exons. Gene Ontology annotation, biological process: P-body assembly; deadenylation-independent decapping of nuclear-transcribed mRNA. The record is from RefSeq and is a predicted model, not a curated record. Gene Ontology annotation, cellular component: P-body.
AGGGUGAUAGCCACUCAUGAAUCUGAGAAGCUAACACUUCCAGAGAGCUACAAUCUUCCUUCCAGCACUUAACUUUACGAUUCAGUCAUCCUUGUUCCUGAAGAGUUUGCUGUGUGUUGAUCCCUAAAAGACAUGGCUGCGGAUUGGUUGGGUAGUUUAGUGUCCAUCAACUGCGGCCCAUCACUGGGAGUGUAUCAAGGAGAGGUAACAUCUGUGGACCAGUCCAGCCAAACCAUCUCCUUGAGACAACCGUUCCACAAUGGAGUCAAGUGUCCUGUUCCCGAGGUCACAUUCAGUGCCAUUGAUAUAAAAGAGCUGAAGAUCUUAGACAUCAGAAACGGCAGUGCCAAGACCAGCUCUUCUGCAUCCACAAAAGUAAACAGUGCUCCGGUUGCAGUCCCAAAGGGAGACCCCAGGUCGGUGGAGAAGGUGAACUCUCCCCCGCAGUGCUCAAAAAGCCACGGAGAGCGUCACCCGGACAUUCCUGGUCAGCCCAAAGGAUUCCGGCGAAGACACAAUUCCUGGUCGGCCAGUAGUCGAGGGGUAAACCAGGUGACGCCGAAAAAGAACGGGGUGAAGAAUGGCCAGAUGAAGCACAGAGAUGACGAGUGCUUUGGCGAUGCCGUGGAUGAAGAACUGGAGACAGACUUUGACUUUGAAGGAAACCUGGCUCUUUUUGACAAAGCAGCCGUUUUCUCAGAGAUCGAUACAACAGAGCGUCGUAACGGCGCCAGGUCGCGCGGGACGCCACAGGACCCGGCGCUUACGCGUUACCGCCACGAUGAGAACAUCCUGGAGGCCAAACCUGUCGUGUACAGACAAAUAACUGUACCGCAGCCGGGGGACAAAGAGUAUUGCACUGACUCUGGACUUGUUGUACCCAGCAUAUCCUACGAACUCCACAAGCGUCUGUUGUCACUUGCUGAGCGUUACGGUCUCUCACUGGAGCGAAGACUUGAAAUGACUGGAGUGUGCGCCAGUCAGAUGGCACUUACAUUGCUGGGUGGGCCCAACAGAUUCACUCCCAAAAACUUACACCAGCGUCCCACGGUGGCCCUGCUGUGUGGCCCUCAUGUUCAGGGCGCUCAGGGCAUCAGCUGUGGUCGUCACCUGGCCAAUCAUGAAGUGGAGGUCAUCCUGUUUCUGCCCAAUUUCGUCAAGAUGCUUGACUCGGUCACCAGCGAGCUCACACUCUUUAACAGAACGGGGGGCAAACAGGUGUCAAGUAUCAAAGACCUUCCAGACACACCGGUGGACCUAAUAAUUAACUGCCUGGACUGCCACGAAAACACAUUCCUAAUGGAUCAGCCUUGGUACAGAGCAGCUGCUGGCUGGGCGAACCAGAAUCGAGCGCCCGUGCUCAGCUUGGACCCCCCAGUGAGUGGACAGGGUCAGGCAGUCGAGGCCAAGUGGUCCCUCUCUCUCUGCCUCCCGCUUCCCCUGGGUGAGGCCGCCGGCCGGGUUUACCUGUGUGACAUAGGUAUUCCUCGCCAGGUGCUCCAGGAAGUCGGAAUCAAGUACCACUCUCCGUUCGGGUGCAAAUUUGUCAUCCCCCUGCACUCUGCGUCACAAGACUAACGGUCAACACGACAGGUUGAAUCUUUCACCAUCCUUGACCAUUUGGGCUUGGUCGCCUUAUAUUAGAAAGUUUCAGCGGUAAUUCAGCUCAACACUUAAGUUUCUAACUCCUCACUAUGUGAAAGGGACUGUUCCGUCACAGUGAAGGACCAUGGUUUGGUACCAUUUAGGUCUGUAAGGAGUCAAUACAGGAAGGGAGAAAAAAAAGGCUUUCAAAGCUUUUUGAAUAAAUAGAUGUCAAAACGAGUGUCUAUACAAAUAUAUUUACAUACAAGAUAUUAUGAUGCUGAAAAACUUACACAAUGUUCAGUUAAACAUUUACUAGGACAAUCCUAAAAUGGUAAACUACUGAAUGUCAUUGUAACCUAAUGUCAUUCCAAAGCCAUGUGAAUAAGAUCAUCCAAUUCAUACAAAUAUCAUGUUCUUACAUUCAUCUGGAUGAGCCAACAGAAGGGACUAUCGCUAAUGUCUCUGCUUCAAUACUUUGCAGUAUUCAGUAAAUGUUGUCGGAUGUUUUAUUAGGAUAGAGUUUUCAUCCUGAACCUUCAUCUGUGUGUUUUCACUGAACCAAUGUUAUGUGGACCAGCUCCUGGAGAGAAUCCAGAUAUCAGCAGUGUUGUUUGUCCAUGGUUAACCAGGCUGUGGUCAUAAGGGCUCCGAAAAACCUGAGCAGUGAGGAAGAAUUUAAUUUAAUUGGUAAAACUUAAGGACCAUACCAGUGUUUUUGUAGGUUUCAGGUCCUUAAAUACAAACCGUAUUUUGUUUCCCGCUGAACUUAAUGUUGGCUAUGUUUUUUUUACAUUUUUUACUGUUCCAUAUAGAUGUUGGUUUCUAUUGAUUUACUGUAAGAAAAUGUCAUCCUCUUAAACUCAAUUAUGUGAAUUCUCCACAGUGAGCAUUACAUCUGUUUGUGUCAAUGUUAUAGUAUUGUGUGGUAAUGCAGUUCAAGCACAUUUAUUUGCUUAAGUUAGCACUGCAUCACUAACAAUCAUUAAUACAGACUUGAUCAAAAUGUAGAUUACACAACGUAAGCAUGUUUUUUUUAUAGAGUUUUUGAAAAGAUUCCGACAUUGUACGGAAAUAAAUAGAAGCCAAUGAUUGUUUGGAACAGUCGAAGAAACAUCUUAAUUUCUUUCUUUUUUUAAACUGCAUAAUUCACAGGUUGUUGUGAUGUAGAAUGUAAAUGAUUUGUGACAAAUGGGGAAAAAGAUGCACUGGUACGGUACCCUCAGUUACAAAAAAAGUUUUUUUAACCGUUCAGGUUAGAAUGUGAAAGUUUUGUUGGCUGAGAAUUUUUCUAAAGUACAGACACUCUGUGGGAUUCAAUGCAUUUUCUUUGGUUGAGUAAUCUCGACCUGAACUCAGAAAAUGAUCAACAUGCACCGUCCUGCAAAGUCGUUUGCAAACAUGUUUUUGACCGGGACUUAGCCCGUCUCUGUAUCUGACUGUUACUGGUAUUGACCAUAAAACUAAAGUAUAGACUACGAAGUACAUAAUUAACAUGAGUGCAGAGCUGCUUUUUGCUUUGCUGCUUUUUAAAGCCUUGACAGACAGGUCAGAGGCCUCUGUGAUGCCAGGUCAAACCCUUGUUGCUGGUUCUUUAAAAAGACCAGAGCUCCAUAUCACUGAGGUCAGUGGAGUGUAGAAAAGGCUGAUUUGAAAUGCAGACGGCUACAAAUCGCUCUGUUAGGUCCGUGGUGUUCGGUGUGCCAUCACAUUAGCUCAUUAACAUCUCAGGAGGAUGAAAAAAGAAAAGAUUGUGUUGUAUUUGUUGUGUUUUCUUUGUGCACACACGUCUCUGCACUCAAUCAGUGGAAAUAACUGCCAUGCACAAAUUGUUCUGUCCUCUCUCCAACAUUCCUGCAGCCUGAUGUGUUAUGUCACAUCUGUCCGGACAAGUCUGGCUUGGGAAACAUCAGCCUUGAAUGUACUUGAAAUGUUUUCUGUCUCGUUUGGCCGCCAGGGGGCCACGCAACCACACGUUUAAGCCGCGGCGCUUCCUUAUUCUGUUGAAUCUGAUGUAAUGGCAGCUUUAAUUCUAUUUCCUCAACGGAUGGGGUCAUCACCUAACAUAAUGUGAACAGUCAUAAGUUGUUGUUUGGAUCUGGGUUUUCACCGGAAGAAGAAGAAGUUAUGUUGCCUGAAGUUAGUUUGGGAGUUUGAAAUGAUUUGACCUGCGGCGGAUGUUUGCUCCGUGAAAACUCAGUGUUCAUUUGAGCCGCGUUAAAAAAGCUGGUGAUAUGUUGUAUUCGUGUUUCCUGCAUGGAUCGAAGUUCACAGUCAGGUCUGCUGGUGUGUGAACCCUGUGCGGUCCUCCUGUGUCACAUCUGGAGACUGGAACUAUCAAUAAAAACAAUCACCACUGA